UACCAGACCUACUCGUGGCUUUCAAACACGUUCAGCAUUGCAUUGGAGACGGACACGACCACCACAACCACCACCACAAUUGCUUCUGCAGAAACAACCACGCCCAACGAUGGAAGCGCUACCGCCACUCCCUCUACUACCACAACGACCACGCCAAGUGCAACGCCUUCCAGCAGCGAUGACGAUGAAAACUUACCUCAAUUCAUUGCGCCCAACAUCAAUGCGAUUAUUCCAGGUAACGUUUUCUUCUUCUUUUUUAAUUUAACACAAGGUUUCUAUAUAUAGCAAAAGUAAUGUAGCCCUAUACCACCAUCAAAACUCACACACAUCAAUCCUCCCUGUUUACUAUUAAUACCUGCAGAGACCAGCCAGAUUGUUGCAGUCAAGUUCAACUACUUGUCCUACCCACAAAUGGUGAACGAUGCGAUCUUGACUGCCGAGUUUGUCCAGUCACUCCCGGUCUUCAUUAGCAAGUCGCUUGGCGUCUCUGCCGACGACGUGAUUGUCGUGUCGAUCACGACAGCCGGCAGCAACAGCAGCGACCAGAAGAGUAGCAGCAAAAAGAAACGCGACGAAGAGCAGUUGGAUGAAUCCAGCAGCAAUUCGGGCAUUUUGGUGUCGAUGGCGAUUCCUUCGGGCAGCGUCGAGACUCUGCAGAACCUCGUGGCAACACCGAGCAGCGACUUGUACGACGCAUCGAACGGGCAACUGGCCACGCUGAUUGACACGAACUAUUUCGUUGCUUCGACUACCAAUAACAAUAGCGACGGCAGCAACGACACCAAUGGUGGCAACAAUGGUGCUACGAGCGAAUCAGAACAAAGCGCCGACCCAUCUGACCCCAACCAAGUCUCGAAUCAGGAAUCGGGUGAAAGCCAAGGACCAUCCAGCAGUGGCGGACUGUCAACCGGUGCCAUUGUGGGUAUUGCCGUCUCGUGUGGUGUUGUGCUGUAUGCUGUCGGCACCGUCCUGUUUGUCCGUCGGUACCGCAAGCGUCGCCAGCAGCGCCAGGAGGAGGAGGCUGCGCAGCACCAGGUGUUUGCACAGAGUAUCUCUGCACCGAUCAUGCAAGAAAACUCGUUGGGCUGGAGUUCGUCUCCACCACCUCUGCAGCAAUUCCCUCAUCACGCCCACUCCCAAUGGUAGCCUACGCUGCAACCAAACAACCCUCCCCUCCCCAUUCAUGACACAUAUUUCCACCGCACACACAAUUCAGCUAGCAGAACAAAUUGUAUAACACCUAUUAUUUUGUUGUUCCCCGCCCCCCCCCCCUAUUUAGAAGCAUAGGGUGUACAUCUAUUAUUGUAAUUUAUCGGAAAGGAAAAAAGAAAAACAAAGUAUCACAAUCUUACACAGCGCAGAAAGUUUCUUCAAGUGUUGUUUGUGGUGGAACGUGCUACUGCUUUCUUUGGUCGGUUGGCCAACGCAUAGGCCAUACCAAUAGACUAAAUAGCAG
Zychaea mexicana is the source of this 1456-nucleotide messenger RNA. RefSeq lists its product as uncharacterized. Gene Ontology annotation, molecular function: osmosensor activity. NCBI's taxonomy places the organism in Eukaryota, Fungi, Mucoromycota, Mucoromycetes, Mucorales, Lichtheimiaceae. The record is from RefSeq and is a predicted model, not a curated record. Gene Ontology annotation, biological process: establishment of cell polarity; signal transduction involved in filamentous growth; hyperosmotic response. Bases 412 to 1146 code for a protein of 244 amino acids. Gene Ontology annotation, cellular component: cell surface; plasma membrane; site of polarized growth. The transcript has a single exon.